AUGAGUAUAUUGAAUAAAAGAACAAUAAGUUUGCCUAUUGAUAGUGGAGAAUGUUUUGAUAUCGAGCAGUUUUCUAAUAAUAGUGUGAUAUGGAAAGAAAAAUAUGAAAAAACAAAAGAAUUAUUGAAAAGUUACAAUUUAUUUUCAGAUCAUUUAAUAAAUUCUAGUGUUGAUUUUUAUUUUAAUAAAUUAGGUUUUAAUAAAUGUCAUUUUGAUGAAACUAGUUCUGAAAUGAUAAGUAAAGUGGUUGUGUGUAUAAUAACUGCGAAAAUUAAUGAAGAAUAUUCAAGUGAUAAAUACUUUCCAAUAUUUGAAGAAAAACAUGAUAAUGUAAUUUAUAUAAUUACUAGAGUAUAUGCAGAUGAUAAUAAAACACGAUUAAAUUAUAAAAUGGAAAAGAAAAUAGAAGAAAAAUAUUUUAAUUUUAGUGAUAUGUCGAAAGACUGUUAUAGAUUAAAAAGUUUUAGAUCAGUUCAUUCAGUUUUUGAUAAAGAACGUAGUAGUCAAGAACCAUUAAGAACAUAUAUAUUGGAGUUACCAACUUAUAAUGAUGGUCUAAUUAAUGAAAAUGAAACAAAUUUAAGUAAAUUAAUGGAUAUAAAUUUUUAUAGUUAUAUAAAAGGUACUAAAAGUGAACAAAUAUAUUACGAACUAAAUAAAGAAGUAUUGUAUGAUUUAACUGGGCAGUAUAUACAAACACAUUAUUAUAUAACUUCAAAAAAAACUUUUACUUUAAAUAUAGCGGUAAAAAGGAGUAAUGUUAUUCCAUCUAUUUUUUCUCUAGUUGGAGACUGUUUAAAUAUGCAUAGAUGUUUUUCUUAUUCUAAAUAUGUUGAACCAUUAAAGAACGGAGUCUUAAUUAUUAUAUUAAAUGUUAAUGUAAUUACAGAUACAGAAGAAGAAAAAACAAAUUUGGAUAUUAAAGAAAAAAUUCAAAAAAUUGUAAAAUCAUUGAAAACUCUUUGUCUUUUUCAUAACCCUCAGUUUAUUCAAUUAUCUGUAAAAAGAAUUUUCACAGCUGAAGAAUCUGCAUACAUUUAUAUUGUUAUAAAAUUUAUUACUUUUUUUUCAACUAAUUCUUAUGCUAGUUAUAAAAAUGUAGAAAAUGCAUUACACGUAAAAGGUGAUAAUAGUACUUCAAUUUUAAAUGAUUUUUAUAUCAUUAAGGAAAAAUUAAAAAGUUCAAAAUAUACGAAGAACGAAAUUUUAAAGUGUGCUCAGAGUAAUGCUAAAACUAUAAAGUUGUUAUUUGCAAAUUUUGAAAGAAAAUUUCAUAAAAACAAAAAAAUGGAUGAUAAAUCAAAAGAUGAAAAUUAUAAAAAUAGUAAAGAUAUUAUUGAUGAAAUUGAAGAUAAUCAUCAUAAAAAAAUUUUACAAUAUUUUUAUAUGUUUGAAAAAUAUGCAGUAAAAACUAACUUUUUUUUAACUCAUAAAAUAAGUUUUGCUAUAUCUUUUGAUGGUGAGUUAUUGAAAGAUUCCAUUUACGAAACACAACCAUAUUCUAUUAUCAUGAUUUUAGGAUUACACUUUGUUGGAUUUCAUAUCAGAUUUAGUAAAAUAUCAAGAGGGGGAAUAAGAAUAGUUAUAUCUAAUAAUAUAAAUUCUUAUAUGCAUAAUUUUGAUAAUUUAUUUGAUGAAGCUUAUAAUUUAGCAUAUACACAAAAUUUUAAAAAUAAAGAUAUCCCUGAGGGAGGUAGCAAAGGAAUAAUUUUACUAAAAUCUGAUGUUUGUAAUAAGGUGAAUACAAAAUAUAUCAAAAACUUAUGUUUUUAUUCAUAUGUUAAUUCUCUACUAGAUUUGCUCAUUAACAAAGAAGAUGAAAAUCCAUCUUCUAUUUCUUUUGGUGCAAUGAGUGAAAUAAAUGAUUUACAAAAUAUGAGAAUUAAUGAAAUGAAUAAAAUAAAUGAAGAUAUAAAAAAAUGUAACACAACAAAAGAUGAUAUCAAUGAAAAAAUAGAGGAUAUUAACCAAGAAAAAAUUAUUUCAAAAACAAAUGAUAGUAACCAUUGUUCAAAUAAUAACAUCGAAAUAAAUAAAAAAGAGAAAAUUUUAGAAGAUAUAAAUGAAGAUCUUAUCUUUUUAGGACCAGAUGAAAAUACUGGAUCUGAUCAAUUGAUGGAUUGGGCUUCUAUUAUGGCAAAAAAGAGAAAAUACAAAUAUUGGAAAACAUUUUCAACAGGAAAAUUAAAAAAAAAUGGGGGGGUUCCACAUGACGCUUAUGGUAUGACAACAUUAGGAAUAGAAACAUAUAUUAGAAUGCUAUGUGAAAAAUUAAAUUUAAAAGAAGAAGAUAUAUAUAGAUCAAUAGUUGGUGGACCUGAUGGAGAUUUAGGUAGUAAUAGUAUUUUACAAUCAAAAACAAAAAUUAUAUCUAUUAUUGAUGGUUCUGGUGUUUUAUAUGAUAAAAAUGGAUUAAAUAAAAAGGAAUUAAUAAGAUUAGCUAAACGAAGAAACUAUAAAAAAAAAAAAUUAAAUACUUCAUGUAUACUUUAUAAUGAAAAAUAUUUUUCUAAAGAUGGUUUUAAAAUAUCAAUUGAAGAUCAUAAUGUAGAGUUAUUUGGUAAAACUAUUAAAAGUGGUUUAGAUUUUCGUAAUAACUUUUUUUUAAACCCAUUAAAUAAAUGUGAUUUAUUUAACCCAUGUGGUGGUAGGCCACAUUCUAUUAAUAUUUUUAAUGUUAAUAAUAUUAUUAAAGAUGGUGAAUGUAUUUAUAAAUAUAUAGUAGAAGGGGCAAAUGUUUUUAUUUCUGAUGAUGCUCGAAAUAUUUUAGAAAAUAAAAAUGUUAUUUUAUUUAAAGAUGCUUCAACCAACAAAGGAGGUGUUAUAUCAAGUAGUUUAGAAGUUUUAGCUGGAUUAGUUUUGGAUGAUGAUCAAUAUAUUAAAUUGAUGUGUUCAUCUGAGAGUGAUAUGUUAUUAUUAGAAGAAAGUGAAUUAACUUUUAUAAGCCAAAAUCAAAAAAAAAACCACUUACCAUCGUUCAAUAGAUCUAUGAUAAAUAGUGAUAAUACGAAUAAUGAAAUUAAUCAAGGAGUACAAGAUGAAGAUGAUGUUCUUUUAAGUGAUGAUGAAGAUGAAAAUAUUUCUUCCUUUUAUAAAGAAUAUGUUAAAGAAAUUCAAAAAAAAAUUAGACAUUAUUGUGAAUUAGAGUUUGAAUCAUUAUGGAGUGAAACUAGAAGAACAAAAACUUCUAUUUGUCAGGCUACCAAUAUUCUAUCAAAAAAAAUUAGCGAAUUAAAAAAGGAUAUAUUAGAAUCAAAUACAUUAUGUAAUGAUUACAAAUUAAUAAAAAAAGUUUUACAAGAUAUUAUUCCACCUAUAUUACUGAAAGUUGUAACUUUCGAUCAAAUAUUUGAAAGAGUUCCACAUGUUUAUAUAAGGUCUUUAUUUGCUUCCGCACUUGCAUCCAAUUAUUAUUAUUCACAACAAUUCUUAAACGAUUUAUCUGCUUUCAACUUUUUUGAAUAUAUUCAAAACUUACAAAGUUUAAGUAAAAAUGAAAGCAGUAAAGAAUAA
Molecule: messenger RNA, 3513 nt
Organism: Plasmodium gallinaceum
Lineage: Eukaryota; Apicomplexa; Aconoidasida; Haemosporida; Plasmodiidae
Gene: GDH3
Product: glutamate dehydrogenase, putative
Exons: 1
Coding region: 1-3513 (1170 amino acids)
Cellular component (GO): mitochondrion
Molecular function (GO): L-glutamate dehydrogenase (NAD+) activity
Source: RefSeq, a predicted model, not a curated record